AUGACGCACAUCCUGGUGCUUCUGUCCUGUGCCAGCUUCCUUGGCCUUCUUCCUGUGAGUCUUCUGGCGGAGCGCUUGGGAGGCAGCUGGCUACCUCGGUUCUUCCAAUCCGCCGGUGGCCUCUUUUCCUGGGCUCCUCCAACGGCCUUCGCGGCCUGCGGAGAUCUACAGGGCGUCUGGGAGCAGAACGUUGCAGCUUUCCGUGGCAUCCCCUACGGCACACCGCCGGUGGGAAGCCGCAGGUUUCAACCGGCCGAUCCGGCGCCUUGCUGGCCGGCAGGAACCGUUUUCGAUGCCUCGAAGAACGGGAACAUCUGCUUUCAGAGCAAAGGCGGAGGCCCCGGCGAGAGCGAGGACUGCCUCAACCUGAACGUCUUCGCUCCAGCCAAAGCGCGAAACCUGCCAGUCUUCGUGUGGAUCUACGGCGGCUCCAAUGUGCAGGGAUCGGCGAUCUCGGAAUUUUACGGGCCCAUCGAGAACAUCGUCCGCCGGAACCCCUGCGUCCUCGUGGCCAUGACGCUGGGCGAGUGA
Molecule: messenger RNA, 531 nt
Organism: Symbiodinium sp. CCMP2592
Lineage: Eukaryota; Dinophyceae; Suessiales; Symbiodiniaceae
Source: the annotation of a GenBank genome assembly